UGUCGCUUGUGCCUGCAUGUGUGUGUUUAUAAAGUUGUGGAGGAAUGGGAGAAAUGGGAAGAGGUGUAGCACACUGCAGUCGUUAGUCGGCGUUAACGUGUAGUGGCCGACCGUCCAUUGACACGUGAAGGUCUUUAUCUCUACUUCAGCAUCAGCUGUACCUAUAAAAUUAGUUGUGACUAUGACGUCGAAGGGGAGAGAUGCGGGCGACACACAGGACCCUCUGUUCUGUCAGGAGGCUGAGGAAGUGUACAGAAACCCCACGGAGUUGAAGAUGAGUCAGAUCGUGCUGCCGUGCCAUGCCAAUCACUGCGGGGAGCUGAGCGUUGGACAACUGCUGAAGUGGAUGGACUCCACCGCCUGCUUGUCUGCUGAGAGACAUGCCGGUUGUUCCUGUAUCACAGCUUCUGUGGACGACAUCCAUUUUGAACACACCAUCGGGGUGGGAAAGGUCGUCAACAUCAUAGCAAAGGUCAACAGAGCCUUCACGUCCAGCAUGGAGGUGGGCAUAUUGGUGAAUUGUGAGGAUCUGUACACCGACAGGCAGUGGAAAGUGUGCCAUGCUUUUGCGACCUUCGUCGCCAGACGAACUGAAGCGGGGAAGGUACAGCUGAAGCAGGUGUUUCCUCGCACACAGAUGGAGCAGAUGGAGUACAGCCUUGCAGCAGAGCGGAGGAGGAUGAGGCUCAUCCAUGCUGAGACCAUUACAGACCUACUGAGCAGCAGCACAGCUCAACUGGGAGAAUGCCAGGAGUACCAGGACGCUGUGCCGGCAGAGCGGACGCGGGUGGAGAGUGUGGAGCUGGUGCUUCCGCCACAUGCCAACCAUCAAGUCAGCACCUUUGGGGGCCAGAUCAUGGCCUGGAUGGAGAAUGUGGCUACAAUUGCAGCGAGUCGCUUGUGCAACGCUCACUCAACCUUGAGGAGCAUUGACAUGUUCCAUUUCCGUGGCCCGUCUCACAUUGGUGACCGACUGGUCCUGAAAGCCAUUGUUAACAAUACGUUCAAGCACAGCAUGGAGGUGGGAGUGUGUGUGGAGGCCUACCAGGGUGGAGAACCGCUGCGCCACAUAAAUAGUGCUUUCAUGACGUUUGAGGUGCUGGGCGGUGACGGGAAGCAGUGCACGCUACCGCGCAUCCGACCUGAACCGGUGGAUGGAAAAAGACGUUAUCUGGAAGCUGUUGCCAGAAAGAAGAUUCGCCUUGAUAGGAAAUACAUUAUCUCCUGCCACCACACUGAAGUGCCCGUUUCUGUACCGUGGGAUCCAAGUAACCAGAUUUACCUGAGCUGCAAUAAUGUAUCGGCACUGAAACUAAUGGAUACCAGAAACAACUGGGUACUAACGUUUGAGAAAAACAAGGUCAGACUGUACACACUGGAGGAAAACCACGUGCUGUGUUUCAAGGUGGAGAUGCACGUCAGCGUACCGGCAGAGCAGACGUUCCACCUUCUGUCAGACCUGAGGAGGAGGAAGGAGUGGGACCGGCACUAUGAGGAGUGUGAGGUGAUCACCCAGGUAGAUGAAGAAGACACCCUUUACCGCGUGGCCGCACCCUCUGUCAGCAAAGGGGGCAAAGGCCAGGACUUUAUCUUGCUGGCAUCCAGGAGGAAGCCAUGUGACGCCAGGGACCCGUAUCUGAUCGCUCUGCGUUCUGUCACGUUGCCCACUCACCUCCCCACCGAGGACUACACCAGGGGAGAGGUGCUGUGUGCUGGCUUCACCAUCUUGGAAGAGUCCAGCACCGUCACCAAGAUCACCUACUACAACCAGGCCACGCCGGGCGUCCUCCCCUACAUCUCCACAGACAUCGCCGGUCUGUCCUCCAGCUUUUCGAGCACCUUUUCGGCCUGCAGUCUCUUCCUGGAGGGCAACAAGGACAGCCUGGCUGCUCUGCCGCCCUCUGCACUGUGACGUCCCCGAGCGGCAGCAUCAGUCUUUGCCUCAGCCCCCCCCCCCCCCCACCCCUGUUGAGGAGGCUGUAGUCCCACCCUGAGAUUACAAACUUCUGUAUUUGUAGUUUGUUUCAAACCUCAGUUCUCCCUGUAUGACUUUGUGCAUUCAUAAAAUGAGAGAAAUGGCUUUUAAUCAGCUCGUGAAAUAGUGUUUACUUUUCUUUUUUUUAAAGAACUGCUGCUUGUUUUCUGCAAUAUUAAUAGGCAUGAAGCAAGACUGCACAAUAUGGAUUUUAAACCUUUUAGUUUUAUGACUGCUCAUUUAUUAUGGAAAACUCUCCAAAAAUAAUUUCUAGAUCAAUGAAUCAUAUUUUGGUUUUAAGUAUUUACCGCAAUCUGUUUUCUUGAGACAGUCAUGCUUUUAAUGGCAUUUCCAUUAUUUUAGUCAAAGUUGAGCCUCUUUUUGUUAUAGUUUUUCUACCUCCUAAAUGUUUUUAAAUUAUUUGAUUGAGACUUUGAAUAGGAGUGAGACGAGAUGUACAUUUAGUGUGUUUAUGAUGAUGUUGAGACAAUGAUGUAUAGUUUCAGAUUAAAUAAUGUACGUUGACAUUCAAUGGCCAAGUAUCUAACAAGUCAAGCUGUCUUGAUUUUUAAACUAAACAAGAAACACAAGAGUCUCGA
This is a messenger RNA of Pseudoliparis swirei, 2574 nucleotides long. RefSeq names its product acyl-CoA thioesterase 11b (gene acot11b). The record is from RefSeq and is a predicted model, not a curated record. Gene Ontology annotation, molecular function: thiolester hydrolase activity; lipid binding. The transcript is spliced from 16 exons. Lineage: Eukaryota; Metazoa; Chordata; Actinopteri; Perciformes; Liparidae. Bases 182 to 1912 code for a protein of 576 amino acids. Gene Ontology annotation, cellular component: extracellular exosome.